Messenger RNA from Aspergillus mulundensis, 1677 nucleotides. Its product is annotated as FAD-binding oxidoreductase. The transcript is spliced from 4 exons. The record is from RefSeq and is a predicted model, not a curated record. Gene Ontology annotation, cellular component: mitochondrion. Bases 1 to 1677 code for a protein of 558 amino acids. NCBI's taxonomy places the organism in Eukaryota, Fungi, Ascomycota, Eurotiomycetes, Eurotiales, Aspergillaceae. Gene Ontology annotation, molecular function: D-lactate dehydrogenase (NAD+) activity; FAD binding; D-lactate dehydrogenase (cytochrome) activity. Gene Ontology annotation, biological process: lactate catabolic process.
AUGUCCGGCCCUUCACGAUUCUCCCGCCUCUACAGGAUUGUUUCUCUCCGAAGGGGAACGGUACACAAGAUCUCGAGUGUGGUCCCCGCAAGAGGACUCUCUGAUAGCAUCGAGCCCAGUCAGAAUCGAUUGAGGCUAUCGAUAUUGUUGAGCAGCGCCGCGGUUGUGUCGUUCGGAAUGGGGUAUUUCAUGCAGCAAAUUGACGACUCAUCAUCUGCAUAUGAAUGUCCUGCGCUGCGCACUAUUCAAUAUCCCGAAAGAGAGGUGAUGCUUAAGGCCGCGCAAGAAAUCAGCCAGCUCCUAGGCGACGACUCGGUGAGCUUUGACGAGGACGACAUUGAAGCCCAUGGCCACUCGGAUUGGUCGACGAGUAACUCGCCUGGGCGCGCCGUGGCGGUGGUAUAUCCAAAGAGUACAGAGGAAGUGUCCAGAGCAGCUGCAAUAUGCUACAAGCACAACGUUCCCAUUGUUCCGUACGGGGCAGGCUCCUCCGUCGAAGGGAAUGCAUCCUCGCCCUACAGCGGCAUCGUGAUCAACUUGGCCCAGAUGGAUAGAAUCGUUGCUUUCCACCCAGAAGACAUGGAUGUCGUCGUUCAACCAGGUGUGAACUGGGUUGAUCUGAACAAUGAGAUCAAGCACGAGAACCUAUUUCUGCCGCUCGACCCAUCGCCGACCGCAACUAUCGGUGGGAUGGUCUCGACAAACUGCAGUGGAACAAAUGCAUUCCGAUACGGCACGAUGAAGGACUGGGUGGUUAACGUGACUGCUGUGCUCGCCGAUGGGCGGGUCAUCAAGACGCGACGGAGACCGCGGAAGACGUCCGCUGGAUAUAAUCUGACCUCACUUUUUGUUGGCGCAGAGGGGACGCUUGGAAUUGUCACCGAGAUAACGCUCAAGCUGGCUGUUAUUCCGAAGGAGACGAGCGUCGCUGUUGUCUCGUUCCCCACAAUCAACCAGGCUGCAUCUGCGGCAUCGAAGAUCAUUCGGUCGGGUAUCCAGCUUGCCGCAAUGGAACUGAUGGACGAUGUCCAGAUGCGCGUCGUCAAUCAACAUGGUAGUGCAGAGGUCCGAGCCAUGAACUGGGAUGAGACGCCCGCUCUCUUCCUCAAAUUCGCGGCUCCAUCCAAGGAAACAAUAGCCGCCGACGUGGUUAGAGUUGAAAGGCUGGUCCAAUCAUUCGAACCCUCACGAUAUGUCUUCGCGACAAACAAUGAAGAGGAGGCAAGGAUCUGGGCCGCACGAAAAGAGGCGCUGUGGACCAUGAUAUCCAUCAAGCCCGAAGGGCACGCCAUCUGGUCCACCGAUGUGGCAGUCCCGAUAUCCCGGCUGGCAAAGAUUAUUGAGCGGUCCAAGCAAGACGCCGAACAUUUGGGGGUGUUCUCCAGCGUGGUUGGCCACGUUGGGGAUGGGAACUUCCACGAGGCAAUCAUGUACGACCCCAGGGACCCGGCGAUGCAACAUGCUGUGGAGGAGGUUGCACACCGGAUGAUGGACCGUGCUCUCGAGAUGGAGGGGACGGUCACUGGAGAACACGCCAUCGGGAUUGGUAAAAUGGAGGGAUUAUUGGCUGAAGUCGGAACUGAGACGGUAGAGGUCAUGAAAAUAAUCAAGCAGGCAUUGGAUCCAAAAUGGAUCAUGAACCCCGGCAAGGUGUUCGACCUGCCUACCGUCCGGUAG